ACGAGUAACCGUAAAUUCACGACCCAGACCAAGCCAAAAGUCCACCACGCGAGGUAAACAAAAACAAACAGCCCAGCACGGCCCCUCAUUUUUUGGUGAUUUAAAGGACAGGACGAAGUAACACUAUAACCAUCCGUCGCCCAUCCAGUAGGAGCCACACACAGGAUAAUCAAAUAGUCUGUGCCAGUGUACAUUGCGAAAUCAGUUUCCAGCCAACAAUUUUAGUCUUUUCUGUGGAUGUGUCAUAUGCACAAUUGUUGGAAAGAUGACAUCCUUGAGGCAGACAACACGGAAGUAUCUGCUGUGGUGUGCCAAUGAACACAUUGAGUUUAGGAUUCCUGAAAUCAAGUCCAUCUCAUCCAUGUUUGAUAUCCCUAUCAAUUGGAUAGACAAACCAAAGGAAGAUCCAUAUUUAAUUGUUGAGAUGAGGGAUGAAAGAGAUGCACGAAAACUCAUGUCCCGGUGCAUGCUGGUGCGCUCCUGCUAUGAGCUCUGGGGCCAAGGCACUACAGAGACAGAGCUCCAUUCCAGUGUCAGGUCUUUUCCACAGGACUUGAUCAAGCCUCAUCUUGCCCCAGAGAAGAGCUUCAAAGUUCGUGUUGAGACAUUUAACAAAACCCUUAAAAACUGUGAAAAACUGAAGAAAAUAGAGUCCCUGAGUUACUUACCAUUUGAAGGGAAAGUGGACCUGAAAAAUGCCAGCACUUGCCUCCACUUCCUGGAGUACUAUGGCUUGCACCCUAAUGAGAUCCCCGACACGCCAUACAAGCUGUUCCUGGGAAGAUGGGUGGUGGAUGGCCAGAGGGAGCUCAUAAAUAAAUUUUCCCUGAAGAAUAGAACCUACAUUGGCAGCACCUCAAUGGAUGCUCAGCUCUCCUUCAUCAUGGCCAACUGUGCCCAAGUCCAACCAGGAGACACAGUUGUAGAUCCAUUUGUAGGAACAGGAUCAGUGUUAGUGGCAGCAGCACAGUUUGGGGCCCAUGUCUGGGGGUGGGACAUUGACUUCCUCACACUCCAUGCACGCACCAAGCCCACCCGGCACAGCCAGAAGAAAAGAACAUCCCAGGAAUCUAUCCUGAGUAACUUGGAACAGUAUGGGUUGAAACACAAAUACUUGGACGUUGUGGUAAUGGAUAAUGCUCGGCCCUUUUGGAGAGAAGUUGCAUAUGUUGAUGCUAUCAUCACUGAUCCUCCCUAUGGUAUCCGUGAGUCAACAGAGCGUGUCGGGACCCUGAAGGAAUCUAAGAGCAGUGAAGAUGAGGCCAAACAGCUGUCCUCCUCCCACCACUUUCCCUCAAAAAUCACAUACAGUCUUUCUGAUAUCUACAGAGACUUGAUCAAUUUUGCCGUGUGCCAUCUUGCAGUGGGUGGUCGGCUAGUGUUUUGGCUUCCAGUGUUCAGGGAAGACUAUGAUGAAAGUCACAUACCGAGUCACCCGUGUUUAGAAUUAGCACAUAACUGUGAACAAGUCCUGACGGUGCACUCAAGCAGACGCCUUGUGACACUCAUCAAAACUAGGCAUCCAGAGGCUGGAGAGAUUACCAAGAGUCUAGUUACUGACUUGACUGCAAAGUUCCGAGACAAGUUCUUCCAAGCAACACUUCUGACCAAGGAAGAGCGAGCCUCCAUGAAGAGCCUGUUUCCACGAGACAAGCGGGGGCAAGGCUUGGGGUACCGCCUCGAAGAUGGUAAAAGUAGGUCAAAGGUUAUUAAGAUGGAUGGAGUUUUGGAUAGUGAAUCUUCAGGUGUAAUUGAAGAACAGUAUUCAGAGGCAUUAAGCACUGUAGAAAAUAUGCAGGGAUAUGCAGGUGAGAAUUAAUUAGGUAGAUGAGUCUUGAAAAAAAUAUUUAUGGAAUUGCCUGAAUAACUGAUUUUAUAGAACAAUGAAUUUUUUAUUUUAUAGAAGUAAAUAUUUUAUACAUUUUAACACAGUUGACUACUGAGAAGUUGGUUUGUCCUGCUUGCAAACUUGCAAUUAUGUAAUAAAACCAGUGGAUUUAG
Messenger RNA from Eriocheir sinensis (Chinese mitten crab), 2001 nucleotides. RefSeq names its product tRNA (guanine(10)-N2)-methyltransferase homolog. The coding region runs from base 266 to 1819 and encodes 517 amino acids. Gene Ontology annotation, biological process: methylation. The transcript has 13 exons. Gene Ontology annotation, molecular function: nucleic acid binding. Gene Ontology annotation, cellular component: cytoplasm. The record is from RefSeq and is a predicted model, not a curated record. NCBI's taxonomy places the organism in Eukaryota, Metazoa, Arthropoda, Malacostraca, Decapoda, Varunidae.